Molecule: messenger RNA, 4588 nt
Organism: Cottoperca gobio
Lineage: Eukaryota; Metazoa; Chordata; Actinopteri; Perciformes; Bovichtidae
Gene: lzts1
Product: leucine zipper, putative tumor suppressor 1
Exons: 9
Coding region: 457-2421 (654 amino acids)
Biological process (GO): regulation of synaptic plasticity; regulation of dendrite morphogenesis
Cellular component (GO): dendritic spine
Source: RefSeq, a predicted model, not a curated record
UGAAGGCUGGGAGUUAAUCACUUGAGCGGCACACGCCAGUUCUAUGGGAGCACAUGUUGUACACUGGCUCCCCCGGGGGGAGAGGGAGGUCCCAAAACACACUCACACACACAGAGUUGGAUUUACAUGUCAGUUAUAAUGCAAAGCUGGGUACAGGCCAACUAGAGAGUCCCACCCACUCCACAGAACAGUUAGUAGGUUUGCAUAUGCUGCUGGUUCAUUCAAGGGCAUACACACUCACAGACGAACACACAUGUUUGCCUCUUCACUUUCUCCAGGACUGGAUAGAUGACUCAGGAGGGGCCUUGCUAGAGAUGGAUGUUUGAUUGAUCUGGCAAUGGAGCUACUGACAGACUGACUCCUCUGGGGUCAUGAGCUGUGUCUUCCCUUCAAUUCUGUGUAACUUUACCACCUGGACUUCCGCCCCACCCUCUCCUCAUCUAUGCCUGCAGGAUCAUGGGCAGUGUCAGCAGCCUCGUCAACGGCAACAGCCUCAACAGCAAACACUGCAAGGCGUCUGAGCAUAGGUUAAAGAAGGGAACAAACCCUCAUAGAAAGAGUGGAGGUUGCAGUCUUGACGAGUUACUGAAGUGUGGCUUUACUCAGGGCUCCUCGUCCACCAUUCAACCCUCUAAGGGCCUGUCCCACUCCCGGUCAGGACGAAGCGAAGAUUUUUUUUACAUCAAGGUGAACCAUAAAUCAAGAUCAGGGUAUCACAGAGGAGGACCAAUGGAAGAUCAUGCAGGAGGAAAGAACCGAGAUGGGGAAUCAGAUGUGCGACUGCAACCGAAACGGCUGCUUGUGUCAGGAAAAAUGGCCGAAAGGACCUCUGCUGAGAAGUCAUUGGUCCGUUCUACUGCCUUCAAGCCUGUGAUUCCCAGGAGUACAUCCUCCACAGAGACAGUCCACAACAGCCUGGACCACAUCCUUCGUCCUCUGGAGAAAGCAAAGAGUUCAGACACUAGACACAAGCAAGACACCUUCUCAGGGACUCUCUCCGACUCUGGACGUAACUCUAUGUCUAGCCUGCCCACCCACAGCACCAGUGGCAGCCUAAGUGCUUCCACGGGCCCCGUCAGUCACAGCGAUGGCAGCUCAGCUCCCGCAAACAGCCUCAGCAAAGGAGUGCAGCUCAAUUUCCCUCCAUGGGUCAACGGGAAUAGCACUAACCUUGACUGUAGCUACAGGGCUGAUUUAAAUAGGUUGGCAUCUAAGGCUAAUGGGGAUGCUGGCUCCCCACUUUCUGCAGAUGAGCCAAGCGUUCUCUCUGAAACUGCAGGUGGGAUUCGGUCCCCUAUAACUACAGAUGAGUCACUGAUUGAACGUUUGGAACAAAGGCUGCUGGAGAGAGAAUCUGAACUGCAGGAGCUACAGGUGAGUUUUGAAGAUAAGGAGGAAGACACUUGUCAGCUGUUUGAGGAACGACAAAAGUACUGUUCUGAGGAGAUGGAGGGGCUGAAGCAGCGAUGCUCCACAAAGCUGCGGCAAGUGUCCCAAAUUGCUGCAAAAAACCAGCAGGCACUCCAGCUGCAGGUCAGCCAGCUCCAGGCGGAGAAGGAGACACUUCAGGAGGAUGUCGCAAAGCUAAGCCGAGAGAAGGAUCUUGUUGAGCUCAGGCUGGGGUAUUAUGCGACAGAGAGCACACAGCUUGCUCCAACACUCGAGGAAACUCAAUGGGAGGUGUGCCAGAAGACAGGAGAGAUCUCUUUGUUGAAGCAGCAACUGAGAGACUGCCAGGCGGACGUCAAGCGCAAACUAAACGAGAUAGUCAGCCUCAAGGGGUCACUGAAGGAAAGCACAGCAAAGAUGGAGACGCUCGAGAGACAGAAUAAAGACCAUGAGGACAAACUUCACACUCGCACCAUAGAGGUUGAGGUGUGCCAAAAUGAACUUCAGCGCAAGAAGAAUGAGGCUGGUUUGCUGAGAGAGAAAGUAGGCAAACUGGAGAAAGACAUUCAGGGAAUGAAACAGGAUCUGGCCAUGGCCAAAGAGCGGAGGCUGCAGCACAGUUUGCAACUUGAGGCCCAUGCCCAGACUCAGGCCUUGGAAAGACUAAACCAAGGCUCAGACCCUCCCGCCCAGGGCCAGGGGGAGGAAACCAGCAGACAAACCGCCACAGAAUCACUCCAGAGAGAAGUGGAGAGAAUGAAGCAGCAGCUCAGGGAGGAGAAGGACGCACAGGAGAGACUGGCCAACAGCUUUGAGCAGGAGAGGCUAACGUGGAACAAGGAGAAAGACAGAGUCAUCAAGUACCAGAAGCAGCUGCAGAUCAACUACCUGCAGAUGCACAAGAAAAACCAGGACCUGGAGAGGAUCCUGAAGGAGCUGACCGCUGAACUGGAGAGCCGGACAGAACUCGGCAUGGACAACUACAGCUCAGGGUUACAAACAUAUGAUGAUGUUAUUGCCACAGAGAUUUGAUGGGAGCACUUAGACGCUGGGCACUUGACUAUUUUUUCACCACAGAUAUUUAUGAUAUUGUAACAGCUGGAGAUCAUUCACCGCUAGUUAGUGUUUUACACGGAUUAUUUAAUAGAAUGUGCAUAAAUUAAAAAACAUAGUUUUAAUUGUACUGUGUUUUGUGCCCUUGACACAAAACACAGUACAAUUAAAACCUUUUGAGAUGCCACUGUUAGUAAAUACUAAGUUAUUUCAUUUCUUUUGUUUUUACCAUGCUGUCUUACAGGAUCAGCAUGGUGUUAGUUGUUCAAUGAUACAGGGCAGACAAGCUGAUUUAUCUGUUUUAUGAUUAAUGUCUGAUGGUAACACACGAUAAGCAUGACAGUGGCUUUACAUCUGUCCCUUCCAGCAUGGCAAAUGGCAGUGAUGUAUCAUCUGUAUCCACGUUAUUGUAUACCCUCCACACGAUCCAUUCUUAGGGGGUCUGAGCAUGGAAAAAGGUUUUAUACUACUUUAUGAGUAACAAUACACAUGUCUUAUGAUAUGAAUAUUUGUUAUUCCCACACAAAGGUGUUUUGUACUUCAAAACACAUGUUCAAAUCAUUUUAAGCCGUCGUGCAUUUUCACCCUUAAAUUCAAUUCAACAGUGAAUAUUUUAUUCAGUAUGCACUACACUGAAGUCCAUUUAUUAUGUUAUAUCAUCUGUAUGUUUUUUGUAAUUCUCUGAAUCUUGUCACACUCAACAUUUCUGUUACUGAGGACAUUUCAUUGAUACAGUAAAUUCAUCUUGCAAGGCAACACCAUUACACGUGUCAAUGCAGGUGCCACACACGCUCUUAAUAUCACUCAAAUAACAACCAUCCCUCCUCCACUGAGCAGAUAUAUUAUUGAUAGAUGAAUAGAUGAUAGAUGUCAUUGUAGUACAGGCUGACUGUGUUGAUGAGGUUUUAAGGGUUGUUAUCUAAUUGUGUCAUUUAAUUGAAUCCAUCUACACACUUGAGCAUGAAAGCAGGACUUUGUUAAAGCAAGCCUUAUGCCUGAACCUGUUCCUGAUGUAGAAAUGCACAUAAUACGGUAGAAAUUAGAAAGCCCCUCUGACAGAUACCAAGGGCAAAUGCAAAUGUUGGGAUCCACUUUGUUGCUGUGUGUGUUUUGAGAGAGAGAGAGAUUAAAUGGGGCUGGAGAGAAUGCAAUAAAAUCUAAUAUUUUAAGAGAAGAACAAGUGGGAAAAGGAAGAUGUCCCUGUUUUGUCUAUCUCCCUCCCUACAUUGUUCAUCUAACUUUGUGAGAGUUAGCUGGCACUGCUCCACUUGGAGACAAACAAACCUUCCUAGCAGCAGCAGCCCCGGACAUUUGGCUCUGCUAUUUUGGAGCUAUUCCAUUUCCCACAAGGGCAAAGUAGUUUGUGAAGCAAAACUUUAACUACUCCACCCACUCAAUACUCAGGGGCUCACAACAAUCAGGCAGAAAUAUAUGCACACACUGCGCUGGUCAAGAAUGUGUGGCCAUCUCUGUAAUGAGGCUGCUUGAGAUUGCUCAGCUACCCACCAGUAAAUUACAUUACCACAGCAGGUCAGGAGAGAUUUGGAGGCAGCCCGACUAAGUGGAACCUAGGUGAGGUGCUAUAACCAGUAGCACUCCGAUUCCGAUAAGUGUUUCACAGCCCUUACCUUGGUCCUUAGAACAUAAAAGUGGUCAAAUGGGGAAGUAGCAAAAGGAUGGCUGAUAGUCCAGCUGUGACACUGGUGAAACCUCUUGGAAUACAAUAUACACAAUCAAACUCUUGUACACUUUGGGGGGGGAAAGCCUCAGUGAAAGAGGCUGUGCUGGGAGGAAAUUGGAAAUAAGUACCAACAAACAUGCCAGGGUGCAAACAUGUGUGAUUCAAAAAGCAGCAAAUGUUUGUAAUUUGUGCAGCAGUGCUCGUUCUACCUCUUGAGGCUCUUCUUGCCAGAAGCAGAUUCAUUUGUUGGACGAAUCAUUCUGCUUUUUAAUGAUUAGUUAUACUGUACUUUAAUGCACUUGAAAGACACACGGGUGAAUACUGUUGGUUAAGCACACCACACCACACCUCAUUGGAGAACACUGCUGUAAAUGUAAAGAUGUAUUAGAUCUGGUUCAUGCUUGUUCUAUAACGUCGCAAGCAAAUGCUGGAUUUAUAAAUAAAUAUGAAUAAUGUUGAAAUAUU